Closterium sp. Yama58-4 is the source of this 2625-nucleotide messenger RNA. The record is from the annotation of a GenBank genome assembly. Lineage: Eukaryota; Viridiplantae; Streptophyta; Zygnematophyceae; Desmidiales; Closteriaceae.
AUGAAUGCCACGAGCAACAAGUACCGGAGGCCACGAGCAACAAGUACCGGAGGCCACGAGCAGCGACGCUUCAGCAACGAGCAGCAACCAACGCCACGAGCAGCAACUCUUGAAGGCCACGAGCAGCAACUAUUGUUGCAACGAGCAGCAACCAACGCCACGAGCAGCAACUAUCGAAGGCCACGAGCAGCAACUACAGGCCACGAGCAGCAACGUUUCAGCCGUGAGGAGUUCCACCCGCACUCGCCUCCAUCGCCAACUUUCAACUCGCCCACCAGCCGCACUCCGCCCUCGCCCAGCCUACCUUCCAAGCUCCUGAGGGUCCCAAGACCACGAGAAGCAAGUCCUGGGGCCACGGCUGCAAGUCUUGUCCUCAAGAUGGGAGAUCGCCCACCACCACUCGCCUCCACCGCCAACCUGCCACCCCGCACCCAUCCCUACACCGCCCCCCGCCCCGCCUACCAACCGAUCUCCACAAGAUGGGAGAUCGCCCACCACCACUCGCCUCCACCGCCAACCUGCCACCCCGCACCCAUCCCUACACCACCCCCCGCCCCGCCUACCAACCGAUCUCCCCAUGGUUCAACCAACGAGCAGCACCUUUUGAGGCCACGAGCAGCACCUUUUGAAGCAACGAGCAGCGACCGCCACGAGAUCUGCCGCCAUCAGAGGGUCGAGUGUCUUCGCAUCUACGGUUUCACCUGGCAUCACUCUUCGGCGGAUGGCGUCACUCUUCGGCUGAUGGCAACACUCUUCACGGCUGAUGGCAACACUCUUCACGACGGGCUUAAGCAUGGAGGCGCAUUCCCUUGGGAGCGUGGCUACAACGAAUCUCUGUGGGAUCGCAUGGAGGCGCAUUCCCUUGGGAGCGUGGCUACAACGAAUCUCUGUGGGAUCGUGGCUGCCGCUUGGCGAACGCGCAUCCCCUUGCAGCGCGGCGGACCUGCAAGGGAGAACGCCAAGGAGUGGCGGUUCUCCAAGGGAGAACGCCAUGGAGCGGCGAAGCUCUUCAAGGGAGAUGACGCUUGGAGCUUUGAUCACGGCCAGGCUACUGUAAGCAUGGAGGCGCAUUCCCUUGGGAGCGUGGCUACAACGAAUCUCUGUGGGAUCGUGGCUGCCGCUUGGCGAACGCGCAUCCCCUUGCAGCGCGGCGGACCUGCAAGGGAGAACGCCAAGGAGUGGCGGUUCUCCAAGGGAGAACGCCAUGGAGCGGCGAAGCUCUUCAAGGGAGAUGACGCUUGGAGCUUUGAUCACGGCCAGGCUACUGUAAGCAUGGAGGCGCAUUCCCUUGGGAGCGUGGCUACAACGAAUCUCUGUGGGAUCGUGGCUGCCGCUUGGCGAACGCGCAUCCCCUUGCAGCGCGGCGGACCUGCAAGGGAGAACGCCAAGGAGUGGCGGUUCUUCAAGGGAGAACGCCAUGGAGCGGCGAAGCUCUUCAAGGGAGAUGACGCUUGGAGCUUUGAUCACGGCCAGGCUAUUGCAUGGAGGCGCAUUCCCUUGGGAGCGUGGCUACAACGAAUCUCUGUGGGAUCGUGGCUGCCGCUUGGCGAACGCGCAUCCCCUUGCAGCGCGGCGGACCUGCAAGGGAGAACGCCAAGGAGUGGCGGUUCUUCAAGGGAGAACGCCAUGGAGCUGCGAAACUCUUCAAGGGAGAUGACGCUUGAAGCUCCGGUCACGGCCAGGCUACUUUUCUUUCAAGCUAUAGAAACUAAUAUUUCGUUUUCCUUCUGUGCAGGCAUGGAGGCGCAUUCCCUUGGGAGCGUGGCUACAACGAAUCUCUGUGGGAUCGUGGCUGCCGCUUGGCGAACGCGCAUCCCCUUGCAGCGCGGCGGACCUGCAAGGGAGAACGCCAAGGAGUGGCGGUUCUCCAAGGGAGAACGCCAUGGAGCGGCGAAGCUCUUCAAGGGAGAUGACGCUUGGAGCUUUGAUCACGGCCAGGCUACUGUAAGCAUGGAGGCGCAUUCCCUUGGGAGCGUGGCUACAACGAAUCUCUGUGGGAUCGUGGCUGCCGCUUGGCGAACGCGCAUCCCCUUGCAGCGCGGCGGACCUGCAAGGGAGAACGCCAAGGAGUGGCGGUUCUUCAAGGGAGAACGCCAUGGAGCGGCGAAGCUCUUCAAGGGAGAUGACGCUUGGAGCUUUGAUCACGGCCAGGCUAUUGCAUGGAGGCGCAUUCCCUUGGGAGCGUGGCUACAACGAAUCUCUGUGGGAUCGUGGCUGCCGCUUGGCGAACGCGCAUCCCCUUGCAGCGCGGCGGACCUGCAAGGGAGAACGCCAAGGAGUGGCGGUUCUUCAAGGGAGAACGCCAUGGAGCUGCGAAACUCUUCAAGGGAGAUGACGCUUGAAGCUCCGGUCACGGCCAGGCUACUCUCCGAUUACGGCCAGGCUACUGCAUGGAGGCGCAUUCCCUUGGGAGCGUGGCUACAACGAAUCUCUGUGGGAUCGUGGCUGCCGCUUGGCGAACGCGCAUCCCCUUGCAGCGCGGCGGACCUGCAAGGGAGAACGCCAAGGAGUGGCGGUUCUCCAAGGGAGAACGCCAUGGAGCGGCGAAGCUCUUCAAGGGAGAUGACGCUUGAAGCUCCGAUCUCGGCCAGGCUACUGCAUGGAGAGCCGCCACGACACUCGUGA